AUGACUCAACAGCAUCAAUACAAAGCUAUCAUUCUCGUCGGUGGCCCCUCUAGAGCCACUCGUUUUAGACCUUUAUCACUAGAUGUGCCAAAGCCUUUGUUUCCAGUCGCUGGACUUCCGCUUAUAUCUCAUCAUUUGGCGGCACUUGCCAAAGUAGAUGGCCUUCAAGAGGUGCUGAUUGUGGGGUUCUUUGAGAACUCUGUGUUUUCCAGCUACAUUGAAACUGCCAGUGGUCAAUUUCCUCAUCUUAACAUCAAGUACCUACGCGAAUAUCAAGCAUUAGGUACAGCAGGUGGCAUCUAUCACUUUAGAGACGAAAUUAUUCGUGGUAAUCCUCAGCAGUUCUUUGUCAUGCAUGUGGAUAUUGCCUGUUCCUUUCCUCUGAAAGAAAUGGCAGCAUUUCAUCAGGGCCAUCGUGGAUUGUGCACCAUGUUGAGCACCAAGAUCGCUCGCGAACAAGCUAAAAAGUACGGUUGCCUAGUUGGAGAUGCUAAAACUAACGAAGUCCUUCACUAUGUUGAAAAACCUGAAACGUUCAUUUCUGAUUUGAUUUCAUGCGGUGUUUAUCUAUUUGACAUUGCAGUGUUUGACGAAAUUAAGAAGGCGAUGGAUUUGAAGAAAGAAUCCAACAACAAUCUGAUUGAUUCGUUUGCAACCAAUGUGGAUGAUAGACUCAGUCUUGAAAGAGACCUGUUGCGUCCCUUGUCUGAAUCAAGAAAGCUAUAUUCUUAUGUAACUGAAGGCUUCUGGAAACAGAUCAAAACCGCUGGAUCAGCCAUCUCGGCCAAUGCCGCUUAUUUGGAACUGCAGCAUCACGACAACGAUACUAGACUUGCUAGAAACGAAGAGGGUGGACCUGAAAUCAUUGGAGCUGUUUAUAUUCAUCCCUCUGCCCAGAUUGAUCCUACUUCCAAGAUUGGCCCCAAUGUAUCCAUUGGCCCGCGUGUUGUUCUGGGCAAAGGUGUUCGCAUCAAGGAUGCCAUCAUUCUAGACAAUGUGACUAUAGGCCAUGCUAGUUGUGUUCUUCAUUCGGUCAUUGGCUGGAAUAGUAAAAUUGGUGCUUGGGCUCGUGUCGAAGGCACCGCUGUUUCUGACCAUAAUGAAGAAAUGAUGAAGAAUGGUGUCAAGGUGCAAAGUAUCACUAUUCUCGGAAAAGAGGUGUCUGUCUUGGACGAAACCAUUGUUCGCAAUUGCAUCGUACUGCCCCAUAAAGAGCUUAAAUCAUCUUUCCAUAGUCAAAUCUUGAUGUGA
Mucor velutinosus is the source of this 1251-nucleotide messenger RNA. Its product is annotated as Golgi apparatus membrane protein tvp23. The coding region runs from base 1 to 1251 and encodes 416 amino acids. The transcript has 5 exons. Gene Ontology annotation, cellular component: cytoplasm. The record is from RefSeq and is a predicted model, not a curated record. Lineage: Eukaryota; Fungi; Mucoromycota; Mucoromycetes; Mucorales; Mucoraceae. Gene Ontology annotation, biological process: biosynthetic process. Gene Ontology annotation, molecular function: transferase activity.